Molecule: messenger RNA, 1077 nt
Organism: Lichtheimia ornata
Lineage: Eukaryota; Fungi; Mucoromycota; Mucoromycetes; Mucorales; Lichtheimiaceae
Exons: 7
Coding region: 1-1077 (358 amino acids)
Biological process (GO): regulation of peptide transport
Cellular component (GO): membrane
Source: RefSeq, a predicted model, not a curated record
AUGGUAGACACGGACCGUCAGCCACGUCGACGCUAUUUUGGUGGCGUCUGUGCGCUGAUUGCCGUCGUUUUCAUUUGGGUCAGCUCGUCAUUUGCCAUGAAUAGCAUAUUUGGCGAUCAAGAAUACAACAAGCCGUUUCUUAUUACCUAUCUCAACACCGCCACCUUCUCCUGUUAUUUAUUGCCGCUUCUCUUUGUAAGGAAACGGUCGUCCGAGGAGUAUGCAAAAUUAAUCAUUCGUGAUUCGGAAUCCAAUAACGAGCAACAGCAACAUGGCGACAUCAACAACAGCAAACUCAGUACUACAGAGACAAUCAAGCUUAGCUUUGCUUUCUGUAUCCUUUGGUUCUGUGCCAAUUACACUACCAAUGCCAGUCUCGCUUAUACCACAGUUGGCAGCAGCACCAUCCUUUCAUCCACAUCGGGCUUGUUUACCCUUGCUAUUGGUGCCUUGUUCCAUGUCGAAAGGUUCUCGCUUGUGCGAGUGGUCGCAGUAUGUCUUAGCUUUUUAGGAGUGGUGCUGGUUUCGCAUUCGGAUACCAGUGAACCAAGUGAUGCCCCGUUGCUAGGCGACAUGUUGGCUCUUGCAGGUGCUUUCUUUUAUGGUUGCUAUACCACAUUACUCAAGCUGCGUAUUGGUGAUGAAUCCCGUAUCAACAUGCCUUUGUUCUUUGGAUUUGUGGGUGCAUUCAAUAUCCUGCUCUUGUGGCCCUUUUUCUUCAUCCUCCAUUUUACCGGUGUGGAAACCUUUCAGAUACCCCAUGGAUCAAUCCUAUGGGCUACUAUCCUCUUGAAUGCAUUCAUUGGAACGUUUUUAUCUGAUUAUCUAUGGCUUUUGGCUAUGUUAAUGACUUCACCUUUGGUGGUGACCCUUGGCAUUUCUUUAACGAUCCCGCUGGCUCUGGUUGGGGAUGUCUUAUUCAAGCAAAUUGUGCCUGGAUUGCAGUAUGCAGCAGGAGCGAUCCUUGUAUUGAUUGGAUUCUUUGCAGUGAAUACUGUAACCCUUUCUGAUGUAGAACAAGAAGCUACUUAUGCAGAUAGAACACUUGUAUCUCAGGAUGAUGAUAAUGACGAAUAA